Molecule: messenger RNA, 1540 nt
Organism: Lactuca virosa
Lineage: Eukaryota; Viridiplantae; Streptophyta; Magnoliopsida; Asterales; Asteraceae
Source: the annotation of a GenBank genome assembly
UCUUUCUUAACGACCAUUGCUUUGCUCGUCACGUGCUGAGAGAGUACAACUGCAGAAAUGUGAAAUAUGCAGAGAGAGGAGAGAGAGGAAGAGAGAGAAAGACUGACACAAACUUCCAGUAGAGGUCAUAAUUAAAUAGCUCAGAUUCCAAUUUCACUCACCAGUUUCAAGAUCAAAACUUGAAACAACUAGCGUGAGAAUCUAUUCUAAAAUAAAAAUGCAGGCCCGCAAUACCAUGUAGUAGUACAUCUCCGUAAAGCACACGCUUACAUCUCCCAAUCCAUCGGCGCCGGAGGUGGUGGUGAGGAAAAAGAAGCACCUGGUGGUAACGGAUAAUUAAGUCUGUGAUUUCUUCCUUCGAUACUCAUUAUUCUUCUUCAGAGAGAGAAAGAUGGAGAAGAAGAAGCGAUUGGUAAAAAUAUGGGAUGUGAAACAUAUGUUCGAAAGCAGUCUCAUUAUCUUUUUCAUAAUAGGAGCAUUGACUACCACCGCCGUUUAUUAUGUCAACACCGACGAACAAUACACCAGUCCGGCGAGUCCGGCUACUGUAGCUCACAGUCCUAGUGUUUAUGAUUCUUUGGAAGGGUGUGAUUUGUUCUCCGGCAAAUGGGUUCAUGACAACGAUUCUUAUCCUCUAUACAAAGAACAAGAUUGCCCCUAUAUUCCUGGUGAGUUUGCUUGUGGACAAUAUGGAAGAAUGGACUCCAAGUAUCAACAAUGGAGAUGGCAACCCCAUGCUUGCAGCCUUCCAAGAUUUGAUGCCAAACAAGUUCUUGAGAAGCUAAGGGGUAAAAGAAUAAUGUUUGUUGGAGAUUCAGUAAAUAGGAACCAAUGGGUGUCAAUUGUUUGUAUGCUUCAAGCUGUCAUUCCUCCUGGAAGGAAGAAGAUGCACAAGAUCCAGGAAGUUAAACAAGUUCAGGAUGUCUCGUUGCUCACCUUCAAAGCAUUUGAUUAUGACGUUUCGAUUGACUUCUAUUGGGCUCCAUUGUUGGUUGAAUCUAAUGCGGAUCACCCAACAAAACAUAAAAGAACCGAUCGCAUAGUUCAUAUCCACUCUAUAGAGAAGCACGCAAAAAAUUGGGUUAAUGCAGAUGUAUUAGUUUUUAACUCAUAUCUUUGGUGGGGGACACCUACACUAAAAAUCUUGUAUGAUUCACUUGAAGAUUCUACAAAAUACAACGUAGUCACUAACCAUCGUGCCUAUAGAAUGGUUCUAAGAAUAUGGUCAAAAUGGGUGCGUACUCAUAUCAACCAUGCAAGGACUCAAUCGUACUUCAUGAGUAUGACUGCAACCCACCACAAGGGCAUAGAUUGGGGCAUGCAAGACAAUGAAAAUUGUUUAAAUGAGACAGAGCCGGUAACAAAAGAACACUUUUGGGAAAGUGGUUCUGAUUUAAAAAUGAUGAGAACAUUAGAGUUGACAUUAAAGAAUUUAAAAGAAAGAGGGGUUGAUGUGAAAAUGGUGAAUAUAACACAACUAACACAAUAUAGGAAAGAUGGGCAUCCAUCUAUUCAUAGGUGUCCCAGAUAUUUGGAAUGA